CCUCUCUACCCAUUUCUCCUACAUUCCUCUGUUCUCAAACACUCCCUCUUAAUUCCCUUAAUUAUUCAAACUAUUCUUACUUCUUUUUACAUUUUCCUUUCUUUUUCUUUUUCCUUUUCCUUUUCACUUCCCAAUGGGUAACGCUGAUUACGUCUACCCAUCCUCAGCGCCCACGGCAGGGGAAGGAGGCGACUGUUUACACAGGGCAGCCAUUCCCCCGCCCCAGCCAUUCCUCAAGUCACUCAAAAACGCUAUGAAGGAGACCUUCUUUCCCGACGACCCACUCCGCCAGUUCAAGAACAAGCCGCCCGCCAAGAAGAUGAUAUUGGGCUUCCAGUACUUUUUUCCUGUCGUCGAAUGGGGGCCCAGGUAUAAUUUAGGGCUGUUCAAAUCCGAUCUUAUUUCUGGUUUCACCAUUGCUAGUCUAGCCAUUCCUCAGGGUAUUAGCUAUGCUAAACUCGCCAACUUGCCUCCCAUACUUGGACUCUAUUCGAGUUUUAUUCCACCGUUAAUUUAUGCAAUGAUGGGAAGUUCAAGAGACUUAGCUGUUGGGACGGUUGCAGUGGCAUCGCUUUUAAUCAGCUCAAUGUUAGGAGCAGAGGUUAACCCUGCUCAAAAUCCCACUCUUUAUCUCCACCUUGCUUUCACUGCCACUUUCUUUGCCGGAGUCUUCCAAGCCUCUUUAGGCCUUUUAAGGUUAGGGUUUAUUGUUGAUUUUUUGUCACAUGCAACUAUUGUUGGGUUCAUGGCGGGUGCUGCCACGGUCGUGUGCCUACAACAACUCAAAGGCAUCUUAGGGCUUACCCAUUUCACCCACUCGACCGAUCUCGUCUCCGUCCUUCGCUCCGUCUUUAGCCAAGUUCAUGAGUGGAGAUGGGAAAGUGGGGUGUUGGGAUGCUGUUUUCUCUUCUUCCUCCUCAUCACAAGAUAUUUUAGCAAGAAGAAGCCAAAAUUCUUUUGGAUAUCAGCAAUGGCACCUUUGACAUCGGUGAUUUUAGGAAGCCUUCUAGUGUUUCUGACUCAUGCUGAAAAACAUGGGGUGGAAGUGAUUGGAGAAUUGAAGAAAGGGGUAAAUCCAGUGUCAAUAACAAAAAUGGUGUUUGUGUCACCAUACCUUUCCACUGCCAUUAAAACUGGCAUCAUCACUGGCGUCAUUGCUCUUGCGGAAGGAAUAGCAGUUGGAAGAAGCUUUGCAAUGUUCAAACAUUAUAACAUUGAUGGCAACAAGGAAAUGGUAGCCAUUGGCACUAUGAACAUUGUCGGCUCUUGCUUCUCCUGUUAUCUCACCACAGGCCCAUUUUCCCGAUCGGCUGUGAAUUACAAUGCAGGAUGCAAAACCGCAGUAUCAAACGUCGUUAUGGCGAUUGCAGUGAUGUUGACAUUGUUGUUCUUGACUCCUCUGUUCCACUACACUCCUCUUGUGGUGCUUUCUUCCAUCAUCAUUUCCGCCAUGCUUGGCCUCAUCGAUUAUGAAGCUGCUAUUCACUUAUGGAAAGUUGAUAAAUUCGAUUUCCUUGUCUGUAUUGGCGCUUAUGCUGGUGUUGUCUUUGCCAGUGUUGAAAUUGGAUUGGUCAUUGCGGUGGUGAUAUCUCUGCUUAGGUUACUUUUGUUCGUUGCUAGGCCGAGGACACUUGUGCUUGGGAACCUUCCCAAUUCCACGCUUUACAGAAACAUUGAGCAAUACCCAAAUGCCGGCAAUGUUCCCGGCAUUCUGAUACUUGAGAUUGACGCUCCCAUUUACUUUGCUAAUUCAAGCUACUUGAGAGAGAGGAUUAUGAGGUGGGUUGAUGAAGAGGAAGAUAGGAUAAAAGCUUCCAGUGAAAGUACGUUACAAUAUGUCGUAUUGGACAUGAGUGCUGUUGGCAACAUUGAUACAAGUGGAAUAAGCAUGUUUGAAGAGUUGAAGAAGAUUUUAGAAAGAAGGGGAUUGAAGAUAGUUUUGGCCAACCCUGGGGCUGAAGUAAUGAAGAAGUUGGACAAGGGCAAGUUCAUCGAGACCCUUGGACAUGAAUGGAUCUAUCUUACAGUCGCCGAAGCUGUUGCGGCCUGCAAUUAUAUGCUUCACUCUUGCAAACCAAACCUUGUAACUGAUGAGAAAGCUGAGCCAUGGAACAAUGUCUAAGACAUUGAAUCAAGGAAAGCAAGCAGAGCAGGAACAAACAAUGUCUCUGUGAAGUCUCAAGCUGAAGUUAACCUCCGGGGUAAUUUUUCCCCCCCUCUGGAUACUAUCACUUGUAGGCCAAAAUAGUAUUUAUAUAAAUAUAAAUAUAUAAAUAUGGAAUUAAUAUCGAAAAAAAGAAGAAGAGAAAGAGAGAAAUGAUAUGGAAGUGAGGAAAUGCUUGUAUUGUAUUCCCUAUUUUCUCAUUCGAAUUACUAAUUGUAAAGGUGUAUCUGAAAAUAAUGCUAAGCCUUUUUUCUUCUGGAAUCUUUCAAGAGA
Cucumis sativus (cucumber) is the source of this 2437-nucleotide messenger RNA. Its product is annotated as sulfate transporter 3.1. Gene Ontology annotation, biological process: transmembrane transport. The coding region runs from base 134 to 2122 and encodes 662 amino acids. Gene Ontology annotation, molecular function: secondary active sulfate transmembrane transporter activity. The record is from RefSeq and is a predicted model, not a curated record. Lineage: Eukaryota; Viridiplantae; Streptophyta; Magnoliopsida; Cucurbitales; Cucurbitaceae. The transcript is spliced from 12 exons. Gene Ontology annotation, cellular component: membrane.